Aethina tumida (small hive beetle) is the source of this 2996-nucleotide messenger RNA. It is a transcript of the gene BuGZ, whose product is annotated as BUB3-interacting and GLEBS motif-containing protein ZNF207. The transcript has 6 exons. Gene Ontology annotation, cellular component: nucleus. Bases 129 to 1331 code for a protein of 400 amino acids. The record is from RefSeq and is a predicted model, not a curated record. NCBI's taxonomy places the organism in Eukaryota, Metazoa, Arthropoda, Insecta, Coleoptera, Nitidulidae. Gene Ontology annotation, molecular function: DNA binding.
CUUUUGUCGGCCAUCUUAACAGUGAGCUUGUAUAGUGUUGUGAUAUACCGCAGUUUAUAAAUUUAAUUUCUGCUUGUACAUGCAAGCGUGUUAUCUGUGAUCUAAACUUUAAGUAGCUCAAUCCCAAAAUGGGUCGUAAAAAGAAGAAGCUGUCGAAACCUUGGUGCUGGUACUGCAAUAGGGAAUUCGAGGACGAGAAAAUCCUGAUACAGCAUCAGAAAGCCAAGCAUUUCAAAUGUCACAUCUGUCACAAAAAACUUUACACUGGCCCUGGAUUAUCUAUACAUUGUAUGCAGGUCCACAAAGAGACUAUAGACAAAGUUCCAAACUCCAUGCCGAACCGUUCAAAUAUCGAGAUAGAAAUAUAUGGGAUGGAAGGCAUACCGCCGAACGAUCUGAAGGAGCACGAGCGCCAGAAACAGGGCACCAGGGGCAACGAUUCCGGCUCCGAUGACGACGAACCGUCCCAGAAGAAGGUCAAGCAGGAGGGUCUGUUGGGCAAUGCGCCGGGCGUGAUGCAGGGCAUGCCGGGUAUGAUGCAAGGUAUGAUGCCACCGCCCGGCAUGCCACCCGGCAUCCCCAUGGGGCAUAUGAUGCCGAUGGGGCCACACUUCGCCAUGCAUCCCGGCAUGCAAAUGAUGGGUGCACCACCGCAUAUGAUGAUGCAAAGUCAAGCCGGACCGCCUAAACCUCUCUUCCCCAGCGUCAUACCUACCUCAUCGCCUGGAGCACCAGUCGUCGGAGCGGAUUUCAAGCCCAUAUCGUCAGGUGCAACGAUAAGUGCGCCGCCGACGACGAACACGCCCGGUGGAAGUGCAAGCGGUUCGACGGGCGGCGAUCCCAAAGUGGCUACGAUCGCAACUGCGGGCGGCGCCAGCAAGAUCAUCCAUCCGGCCGAAGACAUAUCCCUCGAGGAAAUCAGAGCCAGGCACCCGAAAUACGCCCGCUCGAUGGCCAACAAACAGCACCAUGACGAGAGCGGCUCAAGUUCGAGUUCGGCGGCUUCAGAUCUGGCGAUAGCGGUGACGGCGGCACAACAAGCAGCUGCCCAACAGGCGAAACAAGCGGAGGCGGCGGCUGCCAUGAACCAGGCGGCGAUGAUGCAGCGGUUUCCGGUACGGGUGAGCGGGCCGCCGCUCACCAUGCUGCCGGGCGGUCCGCCGGUGAUGGCGCCCAUGCUGCCCAGGCCGCCGACUCUGAUAGGAGGUCAUCUGAUGCGUCCGCCUCACAUCGGCAUGCCACCAGGUAUGAUAGGGAUGCCGCCGGGGAUGGUGUACGGGGCGCCGAUGUUUCCCGCCGGUCCGAUGUUGAUGCAGCCCAGGUUCAGAUGAUCACCGGUCUAUCUGGUCUACCAUCCGCAAGUCUAAACUAACGUUUAACCAUACACAACACACGUUUUUUUAUGAGAUAAACCGAACAGUCCGCGUUCGACCGUCCCAACAUACGGAUGGAGUUUGCACAGUCGUUUUUUUAACAUAAGUAUAUAAUCUAAACGAUUUUUGACGAUUUGGAGGGACUGUGUGAGUUUCACCCGUCGUAUAUUCGGUCAAUUAAUAACAUGUGCGUACGUCAAUUCGGUUGGUUUCGUUAUUUUGAAAAUAGUUAAGUAAUAACUAAAGUGGGUAGAAUGUAGAUCUCAACACGGAAGCAUGCCUUUUGAUUGCUCUGUCCGUUAAUAUAUAAUUUUUAUUUUGUCUGAUGCAUUUUUUAUUUGACAGGUUUAUCGAAUAUUGUACCGUAUCUAUAUUAACCCGCCCACAAAGUGGUAUGUACGUCUUUUUACUUGCAAUUCGCUACUUGUAAUCCACGUUGUUGAUAAGGUUGGUGCCCCUGUCUAAUUGAGCACGAUUAUUAACGAUUUUUUUGGCGCUGUGUUUUUGGACUUUGCCAUUUUCUGGUAGAUUUCUGUUUGAUUUUCUCAAAUCAAAUUACUAUUGAAAAUAUAUUUAAUUUAUAAGAGGUAUUUUAUUUAUUUGCUGUUAAUGAAAGACAGAAAUCCUCAGAAUUAAUGGCAACAGGUUUGUACAAAUUAUAAUUACCUUACAAAUAUUUAAAUUUAAAUAUUAUAUGAAUUUCUUAAAGGUAAGCAGACUAAGUUGAUUCAUUGUUUUGUUGUACAUAAACAGUCGAUUGAUUAGAUUGUUUAACUUAUUUAUUCAAAGAUAAUAUGUGUAAUGUUAAAAAUUGUACGCGAAAAUGGCUCCGUCUAUGUAUAUAUUCAAAAAAGGUAGGUCCUUUAGUGGUUCACCGACACGUUUUAGCUAAUCAAUUAAAGAAUUAGUUGCAUCUAAUGUUUUCAACCAAAAAAUUAUUUUAUCAAGAGCUACCGUUGUUUUGACUAAAAAGGUACGGAGAACACAUUUUUUAUUUUAUAAACUGGUGUAUGGUGUAAAUUGGACGAAUUUUCAUAUUGGCACCAGAAACGACCACUUUGCCGUUAACGAUAUCCGCGACAAGAAAGUCGGUCAGCUUCUGACACGUGCAGGUAUGAGAAUUUCACAAUACUUAUCUGAGGGAAUUUGUAGAUGGCAGGCGAUGCCAAGUCACAGCCGAGGCUGUUGGAUUGACGCAACCCCCUGUUUUGAUCACGCCGUGAUUUUCACAUUUUCCUUCUUCAAACCAUCAAUCCACAGUCUUGUUCGUUAUCAAUGAUCGCGGUUUGAUCACGAAACAGGUGAUGUACUGGUCACAGCAAUAAAAAAGCAGUUGAUUAAACUUUCCGAUGCUGUUGGGUCGUUGAUCCCCUGCCGAUAAUCUAGGCUUGACAGGCGAUUGUCGGAUUUUGACGACAAUCACAGGGUUAUACCUGUUGGUCCUGGUUCGAAAUAAACUGUUCUAAACGAUUGUUUUUAGGUUUAGUUUUCAGCAGAUUUAGAACAGUUUGAUUGGCAGGAUCCCUGUGCUAUUGCUCUUAUUGUAUAACUCUAUGUUCAUAGUAGUUCUUUAAUAUACAUGUAUCGUAUUAUUUGUUUUUAUAAAUAAAAAAAUUAUUUCGA